Prunus armeniaca (apricot) is the source of this 693-nucleotide messenger RNA. Lineage: Eukaryota; Viridiplantae; Streptophyta; Magnoliopsida; Rosales; Rosaceae. The record is from the annotation of a GenBank genome assembly.
AUGGGUGGCGAGUUACGAUACGAGAUCGCACAGAAUGCCUACAUAAAGCUGGUUAUGCACGCUCUCAAGCACAAGAGCUCCGCCGUCAACGCCGUCCUCCUCGGCCGCGUCUCCUCCCAAAACGACGCCGUCGAGAUAACGGACUCCGUCCCUCUCUUCCACUCCCAAAUCGGCCUCCUUCCCCAGCUCGAGAUCUCCCUCAUCCUGAUAGAGGAGCACUAUGCUGCUAAAGGAGUGAGCAUUGUGGGCUAUUUUCAUGCCAACGAGAGGUUUGACGAUCACGAGCUCGGCGGCAUUGCCAAGAACAUCGGCGAUCACAUCUAUCGCUACCUUCCUCAAGCCGCAAUUCUUUUGUUAGACAACAGGAAGCUUGAAGCUUUGACAAGAACUAAGGACCGGAGCCCCGUAAUGCAGCUUUACACGAAGGAUGCAUCUAGGAUUUGGAAGUUAAUCGGCUCUGAUGGAAAUCAGUUAACCAUCAAGGAGCCAUCAGCAAAUGUUGUUCUACUGGAUUAUAUCUCAACUGAAAAAUGGCAGGAUGUUGUAGAUUUUGAUGAUCACCUUGAUGACAUUAGCAAAACUGUUCAAGUAAACUUCGCAUUGCUGUCAGCAUAUGUGCUACUCUUCAAAUAUUACAAAUGGCUUCAUGCUCAACUCAGUUUCUCAUGCUGGGUUUCAGAUGACAAGGGAUGA